Messenger RNA from Uranotaenia lowii, 755 nucleotides. RefSeq names its product general odorant-binding protein 68-like. Lineage: Eukaryota; Metazoa; Arthropoda; Insecta; Diptera; Culicidae. The record is from RefSeq and is a predicted model, not a curated record. Gene Ontology annotation, molecular function: odorant binding. Bases 72 to 620 code for a protein of 182 amino acids. The transcript is spliced from 5 exons.
AGAAUUCUCAGUAGUUGAUCUCAUAUUGUUUUACUGAGUGGAUUACACUAGAGUUGACAAAUUCAAGCAAAAUGAAAGUGAUCUGUAGUGUACUGGCAUUUAUUGCUGUUUUGCAUUCAACUUUUGCAAUUGAAUGCAAAGAGCUCUGGCAAAAGAAAGACGAAAUGAUGAACUGUUGUCAGGAACCUCAUGUUGUCGAGAUCGAUCAACUCCAGAAGUGCAUGGAGGAGAAUAAGGAUAAGGAGAAAAAACAGAAGUUUGCGUGCACCGCGAAAUGCGUCUACGAUGCAAACGGGCUGAUGAAUGGUGACGAAAUUGCGACCGACAAGUUGCUAGCCAAGGCUGAAGCCAUCAAUAGUGACUUCAAGAGCACGGCCGUGGAAAUCGUGAACGGGUGCAUCCAACGCAUGGAAAACCACAAGGCUAAACACGGGCAGAACGCACCGGAAGGUUGCCCCCCGGGACCGAUGUUUAUGAGCAUGUGCAUCGGCAAGGGAUAUAUGCACAAGUGCCCGGAUGAUAAGUGGACCAAAUCUGAAGUUUGCGACAAAGUUAGAAGCGGUGAAUGCAAGCCUCAAAAACGGGGUGGCAAUGGUGGCAAUGGCGGCGACGAUGAAUAACGUGAUCCCAAACAUAUACCUAAAACAAUCAGUUCCUAAUUUUUUAAAACCUUUUUUGUAAAUUUCAUUUCGCCUCAUCAGUAAUACAACUGGGGAGGUCAUAAUAAAUGCUAUUGGGUUAUCAAGUAAAUCAAA